GAGAGGCGCAGCGUUGCGACGCUCGUCGCCUCGCUCUCGCACGCGCCGCAGAUUAUGCCGCAUUGCUGCAAACCGCGUUCGCCAUCGCGUCGCGACGCCAGGGAAACGACGAGCGCGGGCUCCGAAAGUCGCGGGGCCGCGGCGGCGGCGACAACGAGACGACGAGAUGCCGGCGCGACACGUCGCAGCGUCGCCGUGGAAGACGACGAGGCCCGGGUCGCGGAUGAGAGAUUAAAAGGGAGACGAAAGAAAAAAAAAGAAUAAAGGAUACUUGUCUAUCUCUCACCCUCCUACGAGCUCACCUUGAUCCCCGUCAGGAAUCUGACAAUCAACAACGUGAUCAUGAACGUCCGCCGGCUGCCCGGCUUCAUGUAUAACUACAAGCUCGCAACGGUCCUCCUGCUGUCCGGCCUGUUCCUCGUCGUCUACCUGCUUCUAUAUUGGGGUGUAAUGUGCACGAAUCUCGAGGCCUGGCGUCACGUGUCCAUCGUGUGCAGUCAGCAUCGAGAUGGUACCGCGAUGGGAAUUCUCUGCGAACCAUUAUGCGCCGAAAAGGGGAUACACUCGCUAGCAUGCGAAACUCUUCAUGCAGGCAAGGAGGCGGUAUUCUCGGCGCAUUGGGAAGCGACUCGGCUCGUGUUCAAGGCCUCGAGGAUCAAAACAUCCUCGAAGCAAUUCGAGUCGCUCUACUGGGUGGACGCGACCGGUUUUCGACACUUCCCGUCCGAGGAAGACUUCAUCGCCAUGAUUAAAGACUUGGUCAUCACUAAAUUAAACGUUAGUCUCGCGCGACAUCAAUUGGAGAGACUCGCCCGGUUGCGGACACAUCGGAUAGAAACCGAGGAGAUGAGACGUCGAUUAGAGAUGGAGAAUCUCUGGCCUUUGCUAGAGGAGAAUGAAUAUCUGAUGAUGAUUUUGUACGAGGAUAGGGACGUGUUUCCGCAAUUGAUCGGCACGUGCGGUACCUUUUACGCGGUCGAGUACGUCAGACCGAUCGAGACACCCACGACGGUGCUAGCUCUGUCCGAUUCGAAACCCGAGUGGGCCAAGAGGCUGAAGCUCGCCGUGAUGAUCCUCAAUCUGCUCGAGGAACUCGAGACGGAGUUCCCCGAGCCGCUUUAUCUUUGCGACGUGAAGAUCAAUCACUUCGGUUUGCCUCUGGGCGGGCAAAAGCUAAAAUUUUUGGAUCUAGACGCGAUCUUCCCGAAAAGCAUCAUCGAUCGCAUCACCGCUGACGGUAAAAACUGCGAGAAGCACGAGGACUGUGAUUACUUCGAUUGCCGGUCGGUGUGCUCGAAAAACAAACGUUGCGAAUCGCCGGUUCUCAAUAAUAAUUUACAGAUUAUCUGUGAAAAAAUUUUUCUUGGCUGGACGCUUUCGGGAACGAUAAUCAUUCCUGGAUUGCUGAUGUCAGAGCAUACCACCAGCACGUUGGCUGUGUUAUUAAGACAAUGCGCUAAUCCGGAUAGCGACACGACGCAUAUACCGCGUGCGGCAGCGACCAAUAGCCUGAAGAAACGACUUUACAAUAUGUUGAGUGAGAUGGAACAAGAAUACGCGGCAUUCAUGUGAAAAAGACGAUAUAUUCGAUAUUAAAAGAAAAAUCGGACCUUUGGGCGACAAUGAUAAAGACGCAAUGCUGUGAACUUACGAUUGAAUAAAAUAUAAAAUAUAAUUUUUGCGCGCUAUCGAGACUAGAUAACGCCUGUAUUUAUUUAGUUUAGCAAAAAGGAAUAAUGCUAACACAUACAAUCUUAUACUUUUACACUAUAGAUUUAACAACCGGGUAAAUUUCAUUUCUACAGAAGUUUCUACACUACAGAAGUAAUGAAGAAAAGUCUAAUAGAGAGCUAGUGAUACCAAUAACGAUAAUACAAAGUUAUUUAUUAUUAAAAGAAUAUAGAUAUUUAUCUUUGUUAGUGUAGAGAAGUAUUGUGUCAUAAGAUCUGGCAAUGAAUACACAAAUGGAUCUCUCGGAAAUUGGAUGUUAGAAAUAAGGGAGAAAGUUAUUCCGAUAAGAAUCCAUUAUAAACUUACGAAUGCGCUUAAUUAGAAGAUAAAAAAACAAUCCAUUUUUAGAGUAUUCUUAUGUACUCUAUUAUAGACAAUUGAGUAUUCUUAUGUACUCUAUUAUAGACAAUUGAGUAUUCUUAUGUACUCUAUUAUAGACAAUUGAGUAAACAAAUAAUUAAUUAUUAUUGUUCGUUAUACACGUAUUAGUAUUAGCGGAAUCACAAGAUACACUUAUGCGAAGAAGAGAGUGCCUGUUAUACUAUACUUUACAUUAUUUCUUUUAAUUUUAAGUUUAACGUAAUAAAGAUCGGUUAAAGUGCCAUUAUGAAUUCCAAAUAAAGAACAAAAGGACUUUAUUAAAAAUUA
Molecule: messenger RNA, 2379 nt
Organism: Camponotus floridanus (Florida carpenter ant)
Lineage: Eukaryota; Metazoa; Arthropoda; Insecta; Hymenoptera; Formicidae
Gene: aln
Product: protein FAM69C
Exons: 4
Coding region: 343-1572 (409 amino acids)
Source: RefSeq, a predicted model, not a curated record